This is a messenger RNA of Cetraspora pellucida, 714 nucleotides long. Lineage: Eukaryota; Fungi; Glomeromycota; Glomeromycetes; Diversisporales; Gigasporaceae. The record is from the annotation of a GenBank genome assembly.
AUGUUUUCCUAUAAAUUUCCUCCCCCACCACUAAGAAUUAUGCGUUCUAGUCAGUUAGAUUCUAGCUUGCUAGAUCUGCAACUUUUUGAGAUAUUGAAAGGACAACUCUGGAAAACGUUUUCUUUGUUUAAACCUCAGUUUAGAGAAGUUUUUGAGCCAGAAUUACUUGCCGCAUUACAAUUAAUAAUGUACCGCCUUUCCAUUUAUGAGUCUGGCGCAUCAUACGGUGCACAGUUACAAAAUUUGAAGUAUCGAAACGAAAGGCAACAUUCUGGUGGAUUCCAAUCUACUCGGAAUGAUGCAGCUCUCACUAAAUCUCAAAAGUAUGCGUUUGGUGCAAUGACAAUUGGUGGACCAUAUGUUUGGAUGCGAAUAAAUCGAUUGAUGACAGCUAAAAGAUGGAGUGAACUAGACGAUUCACAAACCUUUGAUUUUUUACCAGCUCACAUAUGUGCUAUAUGUUACGAGCAACAAAUGUCUACUUCAGCAUUAUCAAAUACGGCAGUAAGCACCACAAGAUUGCAUAAUUCAUAUGAAACUAAUUGUGGCCACCAAUAUUGUUAUUACUGCAUAAGGACGAAAAUGAUUCAAGAAGGAGUAACUUGGAAAUGUUUGAGAUGUGGAGAGGAAGUAAAAGAGAUCAGAAGAACUUUGGAUAAAGAUGACGAUCAAUUAAGGAAUGAUCGAUUAUUUGAUUUGUUUGAUCGUGACUAA